GCGGCUGUCAUGGCGGCCUGGGGCACGGUGCGGCCGGACGGAGAAGCAGCCGGGGGAGAGCGGCAGCUGUCCGGAGCCCCCGUGGCUUCCUCUGUGGUCCUCCUCGCUGCCAGCCGGAUGGGGAUGAUGGGGUUUGAAGCCCAAGCGGUUUGGGGGUGACGACCCUAAGAAGGGCAGAAAUUCAGACCAGGGAAGAUGUGCAGCGACUGAGUCUUAAAUGCAGCCGGCUGUUUGCUCCAUCCGUUUCCUUCUUCUGACCUGUAUUUCUGAGCGCACUGGGGCGUGGGGCAAAAUUUCCUGCUGUUUCUGUUCACUGCCUCUGGGGUACUUGGACAAAGGACUCUGAAUCUGCAGUAUCUUGUGGAGACCCUUCUCACUUUUUCUAUAAACCCCUGCCGGUGUAAAGAAUUGAAAAUGGCAGGGGAGCAGAAACCAGCCUGUAAUCUCCUGGAGCAGUUUAUUUUGUUAGCCAAAGGCACCAGUGGUUCAGCUCUGAUUGCCCUUAUCAACCAAGUGCUGGAGGCUCCUGGGGUUUACGUAUUUGGAGAACUACUGGAAUUAACUAAUGUGCAAGAGAUCGCUGAAGGGCCCAACGCUGCUUACUUUCAGCUGCUGAAUCUAUUUGCCUAUGGAACCUACCCGGAUUAUGUUGCGAACCAGAAUAAUCUGCCAGCUUUGACGGGGGCCCAGAAGAACAAGUUGAAGCAUUUGACAAUUGUCAGCUUAGCUUCCAGAAUGAAGCGCAUUCCUUAUUCAGUGCUGCUGAAAGACCUGGACGUGCGGAAUCUCCGGGAGCUGGAAGAUCUGAUCAUUGAAGCUGUUUACACUGACAUCAUUCAAGGCAAGCUGGAUCAGCGGAACCAAGUGCUAGAAGUGGAUUUCUGCAUCGGCCGGGACAUCCAAAGGAAGGACAUCAGCAACAUCAUUAAAACACUCAGUGAGUGGUGUGAUGGGUGUGAAGCUGUCCUGUUAGGAAUUGAGCAACAGGUACUUAGAGCCAACCAGCACAAAGAGAACCAUAACCGAACUCAGCAACAGGUGGAGACAGAGGUCCUGAACAUCAAGAAGACCUUAAAAGCCACCGCUUCUUCCUCCUCCUCUGCCCAGGAGAUGGAGCAGCAGCUGGUCGAACGGGAGUGUCCUCACCCAGAGCAGAGGCAGCCCACCAAGAAGAUGUCCAAGGUCAAAGGGCUGGUCUCCAGUCGCCACUAGUGCCCAGAGCUGCAGGAGAAGGGAGGCUGCUCAGGGCUCUCGGUGACUCUGGAGGAAGGGGUCCUGACCUCUUGUCUGCCUGCCUGCCCCCUCGCCCCCCACCCAAGGGCCUCCUUCCAUCAGCUUCUGGGCCAGUGGAGUUUUGAGGCCAGGAGCCCCAGGCCCAGCUGGCUCCAGACCUCAGCCUCCAUGGGAAGCGGCCAGCUUUUCAUAAGGACUUGUGGGUCCCCGUAUUUUGCCAGUGCAGAGGCAGGUGCUGAAUAAGGAGGUGGCAACCUUUGUGGUCGUUCCCAAGAGUGGCUGUAUCCCUGGGCAGCAGCGUACUUCCCCAUGUGGCAAAAGUGGCUUGAAGGCUGGGAGGUUGGAUUUCCAGGGGAGCCCCAACCGGCCAAAUCCCAGAGGGAGUGCGACAUUACUGCCUUCGCUGCUAUUUGCUCCUGUCCCCUUGGCCUUGAUCUUCGAAGUCAACUCUCUACCUCACGCUGGCGGGCGCCGGGCAUGUUUACUUACCAUCUGUCGUGCUCUCCUCUGAAGCCCGGGCGCUCCUGCCUUUUACAGCCUGGGUCCCUUGCUUGAAGCAGAGGAAGGGGAGAGAAGGUGGUGCUGAAGCAAAGCUGCUAUUUCAGUCUCCUCUUGCUUCCAGCCCCACUUCUGUGCCCGUUGAUGACCAAAGGCAGGGCUGCUGAAGGAGUGUGUGCCCCCUUCCCCCCCACCCCCCAUGUUCUGUGCUACCAGUUUGCUCCCUGCUGCAGCUUCUUGAAGAUGGUGUGUGAGGCCGUGGGGAGGCCCGUCCAAGAGGUCCCCCCUUUGCUGACCCAGAACCCUCCAAUCUGGGCAAUGGAGGAGUCCUCUUGGAGGUUCUCCCGGGCUUUCAGAACUUGAACUCCUUUCUGGUUGUCUUUGACCCUUCUUUUGUACAUUUCUUAGGCGGUUUGGACAUUUCAGCUUUUUUUAUUUGAUAUUUGUUACAGACUCAUGGAAGGUGACUUGAUCAGAAGGAUUGUUUUCUUUUCUAUUAAAAAAAAAAGUCAUCCCUGAACUUCACAGGGUGAGGUAGUCGGUCGG
Molecule: messenger RNA, 2277 nt
Organism: Python bivittatus (Burmese python)
Lineage: Eukaryota; Metazoa; Chordata; Lepidosauria; Squamata; Pythonidae
Gene: COPS7B
Product: COP9 signalosome subunit 7B
Biological process (GO): COP9 signalosome assembly
Cellular component (GO): COP9 signalosome
Source: RefSeq, a predicted model, not a curated record